UGAGCGCUGAAACUCCCCUCAAGGACUUGCCCAAGGUUGACCCCACCCUUAAGGGACAGCUCGAGGGAUUCUCCGCCGUAAACCUUAAGAAGACCGAGACGGAGGAGAAGAUUCACCUGCCAAACAGGGAGGACGUGGCACAAGAGAAGCAACACGUUGAACAUCUACAGAACAUCAGCGAGUUUCGCAGCGAAAGACUCAAACGAACGUCCACCUCUGAGAAGUUGGUCCUUCCCAGUAGUCAAGACGUGGAAGCAGAGAAGAAAGCACAGGCCCAUCUGCAGGCCGUCGAAGGCUUCAAUACUGCACAACUCAAGCAUGCCAAUACCCAAGAAAAAAUUGUUUUACCUGCUCAGGAAGAUAUUGAAACGGAACGAACACAUCAGAGUUUAUUCCAGGGUGUAACAGGCUUUGAUAAGACCUCUAUGCGGCAUGCGGAAACGCAAGAAAAAGUUACCCUACCAGCCAAAGAAGAUAUCGAGACCGAGAAGACACACCAGAGCAUUUUCCAAGGUGUAACAGGAUUUGACAAGUCCCAAAUGCGACAUGCCGAGACCGAAGAAAAGGUUGCCCUACCUGCCAAAGAAGAUAUCGAACAGGAGAAAACACAUCAAAAUAUUUUCCAAGGUGUUGCAACUUUUGAUAAAUCAACUAUGCGACAGACUUCCACAACCGAAAGGGUAUCUCUCCCCACGCCAGAAGAUAUUAAACUGGAGCGUACCCACCAGGGCAUAUUUCAGCGAUUGGUGUCCUUCGACAAAAGUGAAAUGAAGCCAACUGAGACAGUUGAAAGAAAUGUUUUGCCCUCCCAAGCAGAUAUUGAGACUGAGAAGGGUCAGCAGGCACUCCGCCAGGGUAUUGAGGGCUUUGACCAUGCUGCUUUGAAGAAAGCUCAGACGACAGAGAAGAAUACCCUUCCAACUAAGGAAAUGAUUGAGGAAGAGAAGAAGGCCUAACAAGGUUUGCCAGGAACACAUCUAUGUUCACUGUGCAUCCCAGUGAUAUCCUCCCUGCUCUCCCUAGAACUUCUAAUAGUUCUGCAAGCCAAAAUGUUUUGUACUGUACUUUGAUAAUCUAAGUGUAUAGGUAAACCAACUGAUUUUGUAACCGGAUAUCAUAUGCUAUUCUUUGAGUCAUUAUUAUUUGCUUUAGUGAUAAGAUCAAGGUGCUCACCAAUAGCAAGGCGAUGGCAAGAAGUGCAAAAGGGACAUUUAGAAACUGCAUGAUAAUUUUCAUUGCUUUUGUGCACCCUCCUAGUAAUUUAUCAGCAAUGCUAGUGGACCAAAAUUUCACCUUGCUUCCGCCUUGUUCAAUAGAAGGUAAAGGUCUCCCAUGCAGGUAAUGGAAAACUGCCAAAAGGUACAAUGAAUUUGUAAUUUGCCAGGAUUGUAAUGUGUGAGUCUCAAUUUUUACCCCAUUUAAUUUGCAUUUAAUUGUUAGCAUUUACAUGAAUUUUUAAGUGUUUAUAAAGAAUUUAUCAUUGCCUUGUUUCAAAAUUAAUUUGCUUUUUGGGGCAUCCAAGUAAAUGUGAUUUUGGGAGCCAAUAAAGUGCUUUUGUA
Messenger RNA from Penaeus monodon (black tiger shrimp), 1559 nucleotides. RefSeq lists its product as uncharacterized. Gene Ontology annotation, biological process: actin filament organization. NCBI's taxonomy places the organism in Eukaryota, Metazoa, Arthropoda, Malacostraca, Decapoda, Penaeidae. Gene Ontology annotation, molecular function: actin monomer binding. Gene Ontology annotation, cellular component: cytosol. The record is from RefSeq and is a predicted model, not a curated record.